AAAAGAUGAACAUUAUAAAAAACCAUCAAUUGCUAUAAUGAAAGUUUUCAGCCGUGCAGGAAGUUCAGCGUUCAAUUCAAAGUACACGUAAACGUACAAUUUCAACCAAUUUUCUCAUCAUUUCGUAAAAAUUCAAACCGCUACUCAACAAUCCCUCACUUUCGAUAACAUCGAUUCAUUUUUAAACUUGCAUACAUGUUUAACGUUUCAUGUUACGCAAGCGCAACGAAGUUUCCUCAAAGAAGGAAGAUAUUGCCGUAUGCAACAUGAUCAGUCGCAAAACAAAAUUUUCAUCCGAUUGAUGAAAAAUGGUACAAAUCAGAAACGCGAGAGAAGGCAUAAAGCAUACCUUUUGGUUCGCAUAUCCGCUCUCGAGAAUGCUUGGCUAUUGGCCAUUGAGCGCCCCCUCUUCCGCGUUUUCCAAAAUUUUAAACUCCUUUACAAUUUUUUUCUCGUAUUUGCUGCCAUUGGUAGUCUUGAUUCCAGGCCUUCUGUACGUAUUUCUGAAAGAGAGGAAUGGAAGGAGAAAGGUCAAAAUGUUGAUGCCACACAUCAACAGUAUCGCACAAAUGACUAAGUACACGAUUAUAUUACGGCGAACGAAGGAACUUGGCAAAUUAUUGGACGAGAUAAAGAAGGAUUGGUCGACAGCCACGCAGGAGAAUCGACUUUUUAGCGCGAGGGCGUCCAUCGAGCACAAGCUGACGACGGUAAUAGCCAUCACUAUAUACGGUGGAGGUUUCUUUUACAGGUUGAUUCUUCCACUUUCGAAAGGUAGAAUCGUUUUACCUAACAACGUGACCAUAAGAUUGUUGCCCUGUCCGGGUUACUUUGGCUCCUUGAACGUUCAAAUCACACCGAACUACGAGAUAAUCUUCACUCUCCAAAUUCUCGGCGGAUUUAUCAUUUACACAGCUCUGUGCGGCGUGAAGAGUUCUUGUUUGAUGCUGUGCAUGCACAUGUGUGGUUUGUUGAGGAUUUUGACGAACAAGGUGAUGGAACUGACGAAUGAUAAAGAUGAACGUGUUGUGCAGGAGAAGAUCGUGUUCAUUGUUCAGUAUCAGACGCGGAUCAAAGAAUUUUACAAUUACGUUGAUCAAUUCGUACCCUACGUUUAUUUUAUCGAAAUGAUCGUCGGUGUAUCAAUUACGUGUGUACUUGGUUACUGCAUAAUCGUGGAAUGGGAAGACAGCGAUGCCAUGGCUAUAAUAGCUUAUAUUGUCCUGCAAAUAACUUGCGUCUUUGGCACAUUCUCGAUAUGCUACGCCGGUCAACUUCUAGUCGACGAAAGCGAGAAUGUUAGACAGGCGUGCAACACAUUGAAGUGGUAUCGAUUACCUACAAAGAAGGCUCGCAGCUUGAUAUUGUUGAUCAUUAUGUCCAAUUAUCCGCUAAAAGUCACUGCAGGAAGAAUUAUAGACAUGUCAUUAAUCACGUUUACUAGCAUCAUUAAGAGUGCAAUGGGAUACAUGAAUAUACUACAACAAGUUACUUAAGAUUUUGAAAACUCUAUUACUCUACUGCAAUAGCCAAAGAUGGUCCUGAACUAUGUACAAAGCACUUGUUCACCUGUUUCUUAUGGAAUCAAAAUUUGAAUAAUUGAAUCGCAAUUACAAGAAAUUUUGUAUAAUUUGUUUCUGUGUUGUACUCUUAUAUAUAUAUAUAUUUGUAUUUAUUACAAUGAAAAUAAUCGCAUUUAUCCAUUGUAAAAUCCAUCGAUAUUUUACAAGAUUACAAAUCAUUAUCAUUAUGACUUGUGCAUUAGAAUUUAUG
Molecule: messenger RNA, 1773 nt
Organism: Apis florea (little honeybee)
Lineage: Eukaryota; Metazoa; Arthropoda; Insecta; Hymenoptera; Apidae
Gene: Or9
Product: odorant receptor 9
Biological process (GO): detection of chemical stimulus involved in sensory perception of smell; sensory perception of smell
Cellular component (GO): plasma membrane
Molecular function (GO): olfactory receptor activity; odorant binding
Source: RefSeq, a predicted model, not a curated record